Messenger RNA from Penicillium maclennaniae, 2748 nucleotides. Its product is annotated as dynamin-related GTPase MGM1. NCBI's taxonomy places the organism in Eukaryota, Fungi, Ascomycota, Eurotiomycetes, Eurotiales, Aspergillaceae. The transcript has 3 exons. Gene Ontology annotation, molecular function: GTP binding; GTPase activity; microtubule binding. Bases 1 to 2748 code for a protein of 915 amino acids. Gene Ontology annotation, cellular component: microtubule; membrane; cytoplasm. The record is from RefSeq and is a predicted model, not a curated record.
AUGAGUGGGAGGAUUCUCUCCCAUCGACUUGCCCCGCUAGUGCGAACUAGCCGGGCGCGCCAUUUUCAUAAUGCUGGCUUCAGAACAGGAGGCCUACUCCGUGCCGAUGGUGGCGCCGCUCUGAGGGGACGCGCAUGGCCGAUAGGUUCAAAUGGCAUCCACAACGUACCUGCUGUGCGGGAAUUUUCCUUCGGACGAAUGCUGCCACGACUGGCCCUGAAACUUGCCCGCAUUCCCGCCAUGUUCGGGGGUGCAACCGUCGCCGGCCUGGCUUACAUUCAAUAUCAAGCAAAUCAGGCCGGGAAUUACGCCAUAGACGUGUUCAGACAAUUCGGAGAGACUGCGGGGAAUACUGCAUCGGGUAUAUUCCAAAGUAUUCAGGACGUGGCGGACCAAACACAACGCGGAUGGGAGAACACAACGGGGGAUGUUGAGCUUCCUGAAUGGCUACAGAAAAUCCUCCGACUCGAUGAGGAUUCCAAGUCUCGAAAGAAUGGCGGCGGUGGAAAGGAACCCAAGGAGGGAAGAGCUGCAGUAGCCGGUGCUGCGGCUGCAACUAGUACAGCUUUUGGCUACGAGCAGUCGGACGAAGACGACUCACGGGACAACAGAGAAGUUGCCGAAGACGACCAAAUGAUGGUUCUCACUCGCAAGAUGAUCGAGAUUCGAAACAUUCUUCAGACUGUCGGCCAGUCUGGCUCGUUGAACCUUCCGUCUAUCGUCGUUAUUGGUUCCCAGUCUUCGGGCAAAAGUUCAGUCCUUGAAGCCAUCGUUGGACACGAGUUUUUGCCCAAGGGCUCCAACAUGGUCACUCGACGACCGAUUGAGCUGACCCUGGUCAACACUCCAAACGCCCAUGCAGAAUACGGUGAAUUCCCAGCUCUAGGUCUCGGCAAAAUCACGGACUUCUCCUCGAUACAACGCACCCUGACCGACCUGAACCUGGCUGUCCCGGACACAGAUUGUGUUUCGAAUGACCCCAUUCAAUUGACGAUCUACUCUCCCAACGUUCCCGAUCUUUCCAUGAUCGACCUGCCAGGCUAUAUUCAAGUGGCCGGCCAUGAUCAGCCUCCGGAGCUGAAGCAGAAGAUCUCUGAUCUUUGCGACAAAUAUAUUCAGCCCCCGAAUGUCAUUUUGGCUAUCUCAGCAGCCGAUGUCGAUUUGGCAAACUCGACAGCACUCAGAGCCAGCCGUCGUGUGGAUCCCCGAGGAGAGCGCACUAUCGGUGUGAUCACGAAGAUGGAUCUGGUCGACCCUGAGCGGGGACACGACAUUCUGUGCGACAAGAAGUACCCUCUUCGAUUGGGUUAUGUGGGUGUUGUAAGCCGGGCUCCCCAAACAACGGCUCUCUUCUCUCGAGGCUCUGGAAAUAUCACCAGCGCCAUCCUGAAGAAUGAGAAUGCGUACUUCUCCGCCCACCCCAACGAAUUCGGCCCUCACUCGGAAACCUCUGUCGGCGUAUCAACUUUGCGUAAGAAACUCAUGCACAUUCUCGAACAGACCAUGGCUUCUAGUCUGGCCGGAACCAAGGAGGCCAUCAGCCAGGAGCUGGAGGAGGCGACUUACGAGUUCAAGGUGCAGUAUAAUGAUCGUCCUCUCAGCGCUGAAUCAUACCUGGCCGAAAGUUUGGACAGCUUCAAGCAUUCAUUUAAGGCAUUUGCUGAGAGCUUCGGUCGACCUCAGGUCCGAGAGAUGCUCAAGGCUGAGCUGGACCAGCGAGUCAUGGAUAUUCUGGCUCAGCGCUAUUGGAAUAAACCUGUCGAGGACUUGGACCCACCGAUGUUGGAGAUGGACCCCCUUAAAGAUUUGCCUAAGGCUGAUCCAGAGUCCCUUUACUGGCAUCGAAAACUUGAUGCUUCCUCCUCCAUGCUAACCAAACUCGGCAUUGGCCGACUCGCUACCAACGUGGUUGCGAACGCUCUACAAAAUCAUGUGGAGUCCCUCCUGGCGGAAUCUACAUUCGCCGCUCACCCUGGAGCACACAAGCAAAUCAUUGAUGCUUGUACCGGUAUUCUCAAUGACCGGUUCUUCAGCACUAGUGAUCAGGUGGAAAAUUGCAUCAAGCCAUACAAGUUUGAAAUCGAGGUAGAGGACUCAGAAUGGUCAAAGGGCAGGGACAAUGUGGGCAAGGUAUUGAAGGAGGAACUCCGGGCAUGCGAGUCAGCCAUCAAGCAUGUUGAGGACACAAUUGGGAAACGUAAGCUCAAGGACGUGAUGGCUUUCAUCGACAAAGUCAGGAAAGGCGAUAUUUUGAUCGAGGGCAACAGCUCUAGUGGCGCGGGUGGAUUCAGCGCUGCUCUUUUGGAACAAGGCCGACAGGGAGUUUUCCUCCGCGACCGAGCCGAUAUCAUCAAAUUACGACUCAUGGCCGUCCGCUCCAAGCAGUGCGCCACCAAGAAGAACAAAUACUACUGCCCAGAGGUCUUCCUUGACGUAGUAGCAGACAAGCUCACCUCAACGGCCGUGCUGUUCCUGAAUGUCGAACUCCUUUCCGAAUUUUACUACAACUUCCCACGCGAGUUGGAUUCGAGACUUGGCCGACACCUCUCCGAUGAGGAGGUUGAGCGCUUCGCACGCGAAGACCCUCGCGUUCGCCGUCACCUCGACAUUAUCCGCAAGAAGGAAUUACUGGAGCUGGCCCUGCAGAAGAUCGAAGGCAUCCGACAGCUAGACGGCCGCACUUCGCAGCGAAAGACCGAUCGUCAGCAGGCUGCCAAGGAGACUCGUGGCCGCUGGUCCAUUUUCUAA